Messenger RNA from Zingiber officinale, 2380 nucleotides. RefSeq names its product tropinone reductase homolog At5g06060-like. The coding region runs from base 1206 to 1985 and encodes 259 amino acids. Lineage: Eukaryota; Viridiplantae; Streptophyta; Magnoliopsida; Zingiberales; Zingiberaceae. Gene Ontology annotation, molecular function: oxidoreductase activity. The record is from RefSeq and is a predicted model, not a curated record. The transcript has 6 exons.
GUCUAAUUUCAUUAGACUUUAUUAAAUUAUCUAUUAAUUAAGUUGAUAAAUUAAUUUGAUUUAUUAAUAUAUAUUUUAUAUUAAAACCUAAUGUCUCAAGUUUCUCUUCUCUGUACGCACAAUGCCACCGUCUAAAUCGACUUCGACUUCGACCUAUUCACAAGUAGCCGACGGAAGAAUCACCGACCACCUCAAACAAUUUUUCUGUUUAUUUUCCUCCUUUCCGAUGCACCGCAAGCUUCACCUGAUGACACUCAUUGUUUCCCAUCAUGAGUAACUGGAGAAAAUUCUCCGCUAGUAGCCUACCGGCAUGAGUCGUUGUCGAAGAAAAGGCUACAAGCAGUUGUCGUUCCGUUUCGGCCGUUUCAAUCCAUUAUUUUACCGUUAUAACAUCUAAAAACGGUAUUUCAGAGAACUCUCAUCUUCGCAUGAAAUGCAUGCUAAGAGGUUGAUGCAGACCGUUGAGAGGUUGAACAAGGACAAAGCCUUUUAGAUCAAAGAAGUAAUCAAAAUCAAGGAGUGGUAAGAGAAAUGACUUAUUCGUAAAAAAAUUAAGGCAAUUUAAAGUUGAUAGAAAUCUAAAUGGUGAGGAGAAACUUUUUAUUUUAUUUUUAAAGUUGUACCAAGUGUUUUGGAGAGCUCUUAUUAACUAAAAUUUAUAUCCAAGAAAUUCUAAAAGAAUCCAUUCAAACUUUGGAUACCAAAAGAUUUUUAUAGAGUUUUAAAAAGUUAAAUUUGAAUACAACAUGAUUUUUUAAAACUCUAUAAAAAUCUAAUUUGAAUAUCACUAUAUUUCUAUAAAAUUUAUAAAAAUCUAAAUUGAAUACAUUUAGAUUUUUAAAAUCUAUAAAAAUCAUUGAAAGUAAUUAAAAAUCUAUCCAACUUCAUCAAUUUUGACUCUUGGGCAGCAAAUAGAUAAAAUAUACUAGAAAAAAUGAGACAGCGAAAGGAAAUAAACAUUAAAUUGACUGGUUGAUUUUCCAUGAUUUUUCUCUAUCCAAUCCAAUGAAAUACGCGAUGACAACAAACUAAACUAUCAUCUUUAAUUUUUGUGCAGUAGGAAAACAAAAAAGAAAAAAAACAUUUUAAAAUAAAUAUUUUGUUUGUUGGUAUUAUAUAUAUAUUGUAAGAAAUAACCGAAUCAAUAGCCACUUUACUCUUCUUCUGCCUUUCUUCUGAGAUAUUUGAUCAGAUAGCAGCAAUUGAUGGAAUUGGGAAAUAGAUGGUCUCUUCGAGGAGAAACAGCCUUGGUCACUGGUGGAUCCAAAGGGAUAGGGUGUGCUAUUGUGGAAGAACUAGCAAGAUUUGGUGCAGCAGUUCAUACGUGCGCCAGGAAUGAAGCAGAGCUGAAACAGAGUUUGCAGAAAUGGAGAGACCUGAAGCUUCAGGUGACUGGUUCGGUCUGUGACGUCUCCUCCUCGGAGGAGAGGGAGAAGCUGAUAGAGGAAGUCAGCGCCAUCUUCAACGGCAAACUCAAUAUCCUGGUUAAUAACGUAGCAAUUGACUACCAUAAACCAGUUCUAGAGGUGACCCAAGAAGAGUACAAGCACACCAUGAACACCAACUUGGAAGCUGGUUUCCAUUUGAGUCAACUCGCUCAUCCUCUUCUCAAGACAUCUGGACGGGGCAAUAUCGUCUUUAUUUCCUCAACUGCUGGUCUCCGAGGAAAAUCUUCUAUGUCCGUCUAUGGAGCGUCUAAGGGAGCCAUGAACCAACUCACUAAAUGUCUCGCUUGCGAGUGGGCUAAGGAUAAUAUUCGUACCAAUUGUGUUGCGCCCGGUAUGAUCGACACACCUAUGGCUAAACCGUUCAUGGAGAACAAAGAACGGGUAGCGAAGUGGUGUCAUCGUACUCCGCUUGGGCGUGUGGGAGAGCCUGAGGAAGUGGCAGCUUUAGUGGCUUUUCUUUGCCUUCCUUCUUCCUCUUUCAUCACCGGUCAAGUGAUUACGGCCGAUGGAGGUAGAACAAUAAGCGGUGACUAUUAAAAUGAUGAAGAACCGAAGCUAAAACAUAGUUAAAGAACCCUGGAAUGAUGACAUGAAGCAAAGAAUAUGCUCUAUCUAUGUCCCAAGACAUAGGUGUAUUCCUCAGGGGAGGCUUUAAAAGGAUCCCAAAGGCUCGUGGAGAGGGAGAGAGGAGUUUCCUGGUGACAAAGAACCCUAGGAGAGUUGUUCCAAGGAGCAAGAGUUCUCCUCCACGUUUGGAGUUAGAGAAGUAGCCCGGAGACAUCAUUCACUUCAUUGAAUAAGCUUAUUUCUCUUUCUCUUAGAUUUGGGUUGUAAAAGCUUGCUUAAAACAUGUCUUCUUGCUAUAACUCCAUAUCCAUGGAGUAGUACUCUUGAUUCUAGUACUAUGGAGUAGCCUUUUGUCAUGUAGACAC